GGGUGCCACUGCCAGUUCAGUUGCUGUCCAGGUGCUCAGCGGUGGGGUUCGUGGUUAGCACGCCUCCCUGCCCGGCCCUUCACUGGUUCCCUCGGACGGAAGGCAGCUGCCAGAGAAGAGGCGCGGCGUCGCACCGCCCGGACCUGAGGAAGCCGCCGCUUGCUCUGAACGCGCGGGCCCGCCCAGGGCGUUAAGAGUCUCGGCGCCAGUUCGCGGGGCCCCGGGCCGACUCCCAGCCAUGAGCUACGGCCGCCCGCCUCCCGACGUGGAGGGCAUGACCUCGCUCAAGGUGGACAACCUGACCUACCGCACCUCGCCCGACACGCUGAGGCGCGUCUUCGAGAAGUACGGGCGCGUGGGCGACGUGUACAUCCCGCGGGACCGCUACACCAAGGAGUCCCGCGGCUUCGCCUUCGUGCGCUUCCACGACAAGCGCGACGCCGAGGACGCCAUGGACGCCAUGGACGGGGCGGUGCUGGACGGCCGCGAGCUGCGGGUGCAGAUGGCGCGCUACGGCCGCCCGCCGGACUCGCACCACAGCCGCCGCGGCCCGCCGCCACGCAGGUACGGCGGCGGCGGCUACGGACGGCGGAGCCGCAGCCCGCGCCGCCGCCGCCGCAGCCGAUCCCGGAGUCGGAGCCGCUCCAGGUCCCGCAGCCGGUCCCGCUACAGCCGCUCCAAGUCUCGGUCCCACCGCUCCCGCUCGCGCUCGACCUCCAAGUCCAGAUCCGCGCGGAGAUCCAAGUCCAAGUCGUCGUCCGUGUCCCGGUCCCGCUCGCGCUCCAGGUCGCGCUCCCGCUCGCGGAGCCCGCCGCCCGUGUCGAAGAGGGAGUCCAAGUCGCGGUCGCGCUCCAAGAGCCCCCCGAAGUCCCCGGAGGAGGAGGGCGCGGUGUCCUCCUGAGCGCACGCUGCGGUCUCCUGUUUGAUAAAAGAAUAUUGGCCAGUAUUGCAGAUUUUAACUGAUUUGGCUGAUCCUCCAGGGACCAGUUUCUGUGGGCGUGUAUUGGAGCAGGUUUGUCUUUAAACGUUAAAGAUGCACUAUCCUCUUAGAGAAACAAUCAGUUCAACCAUUGUUGGACUGACUGGGACUUCUUAACUCUAAUGGAUGUGGCAAACGAAUUGCAAUUAAAGAAGCAGUGAACUUUUGGAAACCCAAAAGAAAGCUUACAGGUAUUGCACUGGGUGGGGAAAGGAUAGUGUGUCUUUAACUCUCAAAUUGUUUGGUCCUAAUUUUUUAAAAGGAAAAGGGCCCUAACUAGACCACAUUAAAAGUACUCUCAAUUGCCAGAUGUUUCAUUUGAAAAUAAAUCUUAAAAAUAUCAACUAGUUUUAAGAUUUUGUUUGGAUACAGCCCCUCUCCCUCCUUUUUUUUUUUUUUUCUUUUCUCCCUCCCUUACCUUUUUUUCACCUUGCCUAUUUGGCCAAGAACUCACAAUUCAAACUUGUACAAGCUGAUGGCAGCCUUUGAAAAUUUCUUAGUUGGGCCUUUAAAAAAUCUGAUAAUGGCUGGGUGGAACCUUACUGUAACCUACUUGUUUCACCAGAGCCUUAGUAAGUACAUGCCUGAAACUGAAACCAUGUGCACUUGGGUACCUUCAUAGUGAUGGGAGGUAAGCUGAACCUUUUUCUUUUCAAACCUAGAUGGAUCGUCAAGCAGCAUAACAGAGGACUUGGGGAAAAAGGACCACACAUACUCAGUCCAUCGGUCCAUGGAAGAGUCCUUGGAACAAGCAACUGGCUAUUGAAAAGGUUAUUUUGUAACAUUUGUCUAACUUUUUACUUGUUUUACCUUUGCCUCAGGUGGCAAAUUCAUUUUUUGUGUGCCAUUUUGUUGCUGUUAUUCAAAUUUCUUGUAAUUUAGUGAGGUGAACGACUUCAGAUUUCAUUAUUGGAUUGGAUAUUUGAGGUAAAAUUUCAUUUUUGUUUAUAUAGUGCUGACUUUUUUUGUUUGAAAUUAAACAGAUUGGUAACCUAAUUUGUGGCCUCCUGACUUAAAAAGGAAACGUGCAGCCAUUACACACAGCCUAAAUCUGUCAACAGAUUGACUCAACAUUGCCUUCAUUCCUUAAAAUUAAAAACCUACAAAAGUUGGUGUAAAUUUGUUGAUAUAUGUUAUUUACCUUCAGAUCUAAGUGGUAAUCUGAACCCAAAUUUGUAUAAAGACUUUUCAAGUGAAAAGAUUUAAAAAAAAAAAAAGGGAUUGUUUACCAAACACAAUUCUAAUCUCUUCUCUUAUGUAUUUUUGUGCACUAGGCGCAGUUGUGUAGCAGUUGAGUAAUGCUGGUUAGCUGUUAAGGUGGCGUGUUGCAGUGCAGAGUGCUUGGCUGUUUCCUGUUUUCUCCUGAUUGCUCCUGUGUAAAGAUGCCUUGUCGUGCAGAAACAAAUGGCUGUCCAGUUUAUUAAAAUGCCUGACAACUGCACUUCCAGUCACCCGGGUCUUGCAUAUAAAUAACGGAGCAUACAGUGAGCACAUCUAGCUGAUGAUAAUACACUUUUUCCCCCCUUUUUCCCCCUCCAAAAUGGUAAAUCCAAUCAUCCUCAUGUAUAAAUUUAAAGUAUGGAAAAAUGUUAAGGAAGCAAAUGGUUUGUAACUUUGUACGUACUUAAAACAUGGUGUAUCUUUUUGCUUAUGAAUAUUCUGUACUAUAACCAUUGUUUCUGUAGUUUAAUUAAAAUGUUUUCUUGGUGUUAGCUUUUCU
Molecule: messenger RNA, 2699 nt
Organism: Castor canadensis (American beaver)
Lineage: Eukaryota; Metazoa; Chordata; Mammalia; Rodentia; Castoridae
Source: RefSeq, a predicted model, not a curated record